AUGUGUGGUGGGUUCAUCACUGACACCAUGUGUGGGGGGUUCAGCACUGACACCAUGUGUGGUGGGUUCAGCACUGACACCAUGUGUGGCGGGUUCAGCGCUUACACCAUGUGUGGUGGGUUCAGUGCUGACACCAUGUGUGGUGGGUUCAGGCUGACACCAUGUGUAUUGGGUUCAGCGCUGACACCAUGUGUGGUGGGUUUAGCACUGACACCAUGUGUGGCUGACACCAUGUGUAUUGGGUUCAGCGCUGACACCAUGUGUGGUGGGUUCAGGCUGACACCAUGUGUGGUGGGUUCAGCGCUGACACCAUGUGUGGUUGACACCAUGUGUGGUGGGUUCAGCACUGACACCAUGUGUGGUGGGUUCAGACUCACACCAUGUGUGGUGGGUUCAGCGCUGACACCAUGUGUGGUGGGUUCAGCGCUGACACCAUGUGUGGUGGGUUCAACACUCACACCAUAUGUGGUGGAUUCAGCACUGACACCAUGUGUGGUGGGUUCAGACUCACACCAUGUGUGGUGGGUUCAGACUCACACCAUGUGUGGUGGGUUCAGCGCUGACACCAUGUGUGGUGGGUUCAGCGCUGAUACCAUGUGUGGUGGGUUCAGCGCUGACACCAUGUGUGGUGGGUUCAGGCUGACACCAUGUGUGGUGGGUUCAGCGCUGACACCAUGUGUGACUCACACCAUGGUUCAGACUCACACCAUGUGUGGUGGGUUCAGCACUGACACCAUGUGUGGUGGGUUCAGACUCACACCAUGUGUGGCUGACACCAUGUGUGGUGGGUUCAGGCUGACACCAUGUGUGGUGGGUUCAGCGCUGACACCAUGUGUGGUGGGUUCAGCACUGACACCAUGUGUGGUGGGUUCAGCACUGACACCAUGUGUGGUGGGUUCAGCACUGAUACCAUGUGUGGUGGGUUCAGACUCACACCAUGGUUCAGACUCACACCAGGUUCAGACUCACACCAUGUGUGGUGGGUUCAGCACUGACACCAUGUGUGGUGGGUUCAGGCUGACACCAUGUGUGGCUGACACCAUGUGUGGUGGGUUCAGCGCUGACACCAUGUGUGGUGGGUUCAGCACUGACACCAUGUGUGGUGGGUUCAGCACUGACACCAUGUGUGGUGGGUUCAGCACUGAUACCAUGUGUGGUGGGUUCAGACUCACACCAUGGUUCAGACUCACACCAGGUUCAGACUCACACCAUGUGUGGUGGGUUCAGACUCACACCAUGUGUGGUGGGUUCAGGCUGACACCAUGUGUGACUCACACCAUGUGUGGUGGGUUCAGACUCACACCAUGUGUGGUGGCUUCAGCACUGACACCAUGUGUGGUGGGUUCAGACUCACACCAUGUGUGGUGGGUUCAGGCUGACACCAUGUGUGGUGGGUUCAGGCUGACACCAUGUGUGGUGGGUUCAGGCUGA
Molecule: messenger RNA, 1431 nt
Organism: Knipowitschia caucasica
Lineage: Eukaryota; Metazoa; Chordata; Actinopteri; Gobiiformes; Gobiidae
Source: the annotation of a GenBank genome assembly